CUCACCUUCACUCCCUCUCCCCUUUCCCUCGUUUUAAUCAAAACCUUUUUAACCCAAAACCAAUUUUACCCGCCAAACACCUCAACAAAUCCCCUCCUUUCAAACCCAAACGGCUACCCCUAGGGCUCGUCCGUACCCCCAACACGACGUCGUCUUAUGGAUCUGACGCCUAGGGUUGAGAAGCGGCCAAUUGCAGACGCGGAAUCGGGGGCCCAGCCUAGCAAGAAGCCCAGAUGCGAGAGCGACUUGAAGAGAGUGGCCGAGAUUGUGCUGGCUUUGUCCACCUUGGCCAAGAUUCGAGGCGGUGAGAAGCCGACGGAGCCGGAGAUUGGGCUCAUCGAGGAGGCGAGGGCCAGGCUGGUCGAGCUCUGCGAGGGUUUGCCGCCUAAGGAGAUUGUCGCCAGGGACACGAUUUCAGCUGUGAUUGAGAAUUUGGGGCUUAAUCCCAAGGUUAAGGAGCAGGGAUUAGGGUUUCGGGGUCCCCAGUUGACGGUUGCCGAGAAGUUUUCGCUGACUAAGAGGAAGAUGGAUGAAUCCAAGAAAUAUGCUGCACAAACUGCUACAUAUUCACCUCAACCAUUAAAAACAAGCUUCAGUGCAGCUGCUGAAAGCCAUGGGAUGCCACAUACUGUUCGUAUGUCAACAGAUAACCCGAACCAUGCACCAAUUUCAGCCGGUGGUUUUGCAGCUUCUCCUCUCGUUCAUGUUUCUGCAACAACUCCUACAUCUGCACAGUAUCAGUUGCCCGUGGGUUCUGGCAGUGUGCCUGGUAGCCAUAUAGGAAGAGAUCCAUCUUCCCCAGCAUUGCCUAGAGGUGAAAGAGUACAGAUAAGAACUGAUGGAGGAUCCAAUGGGUCUUCUUAUGCUUAUCAAGUACAAGCAAAUUCUUCUGCAAAUCAUCCACCCGUUAAUGCUCCAACUUGGUCAACACAAAAUCAAAGUGGACCAGAAAACAAGGUGCCAAGUCAUACUUCUGUCAGGGUUGAAGGAACUGCUGGUAUGAGUAAGCCAGCAAUGACUCCUCUAGCAGCACGAGAUCAGAAUUCUAGGUCAUUUACCUCUCAGCCAUCUUCUGGACAAGUGCCUGGCGGACACCAGCCUUCACCAAAAAUUCGCUUUGUUCAAACUUCUUCAGUUCCUAAUAAUCACAACGAGAUUGCCAGAAUUAUUCAGAAAUUAUUGCAACCACAUCUUCCUGAUCAUCCAACAUGGAUCCCUCCAUCAAGGGAUUACAUGAGUAAGGCUUUGACUUGCCAAACUUGCCAGAUCAGCAUCAAUGAGGUAGAUAAUGUUCUUAUAUGUGAUGCAUGUGAAAAAGGAUAUCACAUUACAUGCGCACAAGCACCUAACCAGAGAGGAAUUCCUAGAGGUGAAUGGCACUGCACAAGAUGCUUGUCGCUAAGCAAUGGAAAGCCUUUGCCUCCUAAGUAUGGGCGUGUUAUGAGAAGUAAUAUACAAUUAAAAGCCCCUUCCAGCACGGUCCCUUCCAGUACAGUUGCUUCCAGCACUGUUGCUUCUGCUACAGUCCCUUCUAGCACGGCUGUAGUUCAGAUGUCCUCGGGGAAUAACGUGGGAGCUUUAGAUCAGAAGGCCUUUGAGCAGAAGAUAAAUGCACAUGUAAGCUCUGUUUCCCCAGAUCCUGCUCAUGCCGGUGGUGUGGGAACGGACAAUAUUAAGUCGGAAACAGAUUCAAAAGUUUCAUUUGCAAGAGCAAUGCAAGGGAAUAAUUUACCAUCAAGCAGUGUAAAUGCAGAUGAGAAACCUGUUUCUGGAAGUUUCUUGUCAAGUGAAACAUCAUCUAAACAAAUAGGUAAUCUUGAAUUAUCUGAACCAAACGGGACACCUUCUCAAUCAAGAGCAGAACCUUCUUCUGAUUUGUCAAACAAAGAUGCUGAUCCAAAGAUUUCGACUGCAAGUGAAAUCGAAGGGAAUAAAUUUCCAUCAAGCAGUAACAAUAUGGAUGAGAAAACUCUUUCUGGAAGUCUUCCUUCUGGGGAAAGGACAUCUCAACUGAGAGAUACUUCUGAAUCAUCUAAAUCUGACAAGAGACUUUUUGAAUCAAGUGCAGAACCACCUGCAGAUUUAUGCAACAAAGAUUCUGAUCCAAACAUUUCAAGUGCAACAGAAACACAGGUGAAUAAUUUCCCAUCAAGCAGUCAAAGUACGGAUGAGAAACCUCUUUCUGGAAGUUUCAUGUCUGGUGAAAGAUCCACUAGAGAAACAGAUAAUCCUGAAUCAUCUAGAUUAAUUGAAUCAAGCGCAGAGCCUCCUUCUGAUAUAUCCAACAAAGAUGUUGAUUCAAAUAUUUCAAAUGCAAGAGAAAUGCAAGGGCUUCCAAACUGUGGAGAAGAUUCUAGCUGUUCUAUUAGAGAUGUCCAAGAUAUUGCAAAAGAAAAUAUUUGUGAAAGUCUUGUAGUUAGCGGUGGGACACUAGAGCAUACUAGACUUACCUCUGAUGGCUUGCGACCUGUUGAAUGGAUCGGUGAUUCAAUUCAAGUUGUCAGUGAAAAACAAUUUUACGGUUCUUGUUGUAUUGAUGGAGUAACAUAUGAGCUACAAGAACAUGCUCUCUUCCAGUCUAGUGAUGGCAAAUUGAUACCCUCUAAACUUCAGUCAAUGUGGGAGGAUAUGAAAAGCGGGUCAAAGUGGGUUAUAGUUAACACAUGUUACUUUCCUAGUGACUUACCAGAGAAUGUUGGUCGGCCAUCUACACCUGAAAGUAAUGAGGUGUACGAAUCUAAUCAUGAAAGCACUGUAAUGGCGGGCUUAAUUCAAGGUCCAUGUGAAGUUCUUCCUCUUGCUAAGUUCAAUGAAGAAAUUGAAAGACGGAGCCAAUUAGGAGCUGAUACAAAUAAUGAACUACCACCAGUUUUUCUGUGCAAAUGGAAUUAUGAUGAGUUCAAGGGGUUAUUGCAGCCUGUUUCCCAAUAAUCCAGUUAUAGGUGUAUUUUUGGUGGUCUCCUAUUCUUUUUUUGUUAUGGCAGCUGGUUCAUGCUCUCUUUGAUCAGGGUAUUGUGUUUCCAAUGGAGCAUGCUUGGCUAUUCUACACAAGGAGUUCCAUGGUCAUCUCUGUAAAUUAGGUUAUAUCUGUUUUUUAUUUGACCUAACAAUUGCAAGGGUACGCACAAUAGCAGUUCAACGUAAUCUUUCAUUCCCCUUUUUCUCUUUCUUCAUUCCUUUUAUUACAGUAUGAAUGUAUGAUAUUAGUGGUAUCAGUCAUAAAUAUAAAAUCAUUAAAUGAUCAUCUUCUUCGUGUGUAUGUUAUUUGUUAAGCAAUAGAGCAUGGAGUGAAAUUGCUCGAG
Molecule: messenger RNA, 3302 nt
Organism: Fragaria vesca subsp. vesca
Lineage: Eukaryota; Viridiplantae; Streptophyta; Magnoliopsida; Rosales; Rosaceae
Exons: 8
Coding region: 157-2931 (924 amino acids)
Molecular function (GO): chromatin binding
Source: RefSeq, a predicted model, not a curated record